Acaulospora colombiana is the source of this 1244-nucleotide messenger RNA. NCBI's taxonomy places the organism in Eukaryota, Fungi, Glomeromycota, Glomeromycetes, Diversisporales, Acaulosporaceae. The record is from the annotation of a GenBank genome assembly.
AUAAACCAUCCAUUGAUAAUAUUGAUGUCAAUUCGAUUGCAUUUUUUAACGCUCCCGUGCAUUCUCCAGACUUUCAAAUGCCUACAGGAAUUCCCAGCAUACUGCCGCCGCCCACAAAUAACCAAUUAUUUCAUCUUCCAACUCCAAAGAUCCCUAAUUUAAAUCCGUCCAUAAGCCAACCAUCUUCACAAUUCUCAACUCGCUCAUCGCGUAGUUAUUCGUUAUCAUCUGGCCAAGGAAACAAAUCAAACCAAUGUACAAAUUUUGACCAGAAACGAGAGAUGCGUUUAGAACGUAAUCGUGUUGCGGCAAAAGAAUGUCGUGAAAGGAAGAAGGCGUACGUCCAAAAUUUGGAACGAAAGGCCACCGAGAUGCAACAAGAGAAUGCAACUUUAAGAAAGAAAGUUUAUGAUCUGAAAGCGCAACUUGAAUGGGCCGAAUCAAAGGUGGCUGAAAAAGACCAGUUGGAAUCAAUGGUGCAAAAAUUAAAAGCAAAAAUUAUGAACAUGGAGAAAGGGAAUGCGCUCAUUUCGUCAUUGGCAUUGCAGGAGGUUGAUGAAUUGAUUGAAGAGUGGCAUCCCGAACCACUGGUUUCUAAAAUUUCCGAAGAAAAAAGGAUUGAAUUAGAAAAGGUCCCUGUUGUAAAUGGUCCUACUGGUCCAAAGGUUAAACUGGCGAACGGAAAGAUUUUGAUGAACUUGGCAAGUUUUGAUUUCCUCGGAUGUUCCGCAAAUGAGCAGUUAAAGGAAAAAGCAGUUGAAAUUCUCAGACGUUACGGUGUGGGCUCGUGUGGCCCUCCGGGAUUUUAUGGCACAAUUGCGCUAGCAGUAUGCGCGACGGAAUCACUUUUAAACUUAGCUCGAAAUCCAAGCCUCCCUGAGACGAUUCUUUCAAACACAAAAACCUUCAAAAAUGGAUUGGCAAAUAUGAAAUAUGCCAAAGUUGUAGGAUCACUUGACUCGCCCAUAUUUCAUUUGAGACUAAAUGGUGAUGAGAUAAAAAUCGACAAUGUAGAAGAAAAGGAUAAGCUUCUUCAGGAGAUUGUUGACGAGGCCAUGAACAAUGGUAUUCUGUUGACUCGAGCGAAAUACGUAAGAUCUCAGGAAAAUUUUUAUAUCGAACCAAGCAUCCGCGUCUGUAUUUCUGCUGCUUUUACCAAGAAAGAGAUUGAGAAAGCAGCAUCAACAAUUAAAAAUGUUAUCACCAAAGUUCUAAAAAACAAGAUCAAAUUGGAUAGCUCGUAA